Molecule: messenger RNA, 954 nt
Organism: Castor canadensis (American beaver)
Lineage: Eukaryota; Metazoa; Chordata; Mammalia; Rodentia; Castoridae
Source: RefSeq, a predicted model, not a curated record
AUGGCUGAAGAAAAUUUUACAGUUGUUACCGAGUUUAUUCUUUUGGGAUUGACAGAACAUACUGAUCUGAAGGUUGUGCUCUUUGUGUUAUUCCUAGUGAUUUACACAGUUACCUUGGGAGGGAAUCUGGGCAUGAUUCUCUUAAUCCAAAUCACCGCAAAGCUUCACAUACCCAUGUACUUUUUCCUCAACUGCCUUUCACUUGUGGAUGCCUGCUAUUCAUCAGUCAUUGCACCAAAAAUGCUGACCAACUUCUUGGUGGCAAGAGCAACCAUCUCUUUCUCUGGCUGCAUAGUGCAGCAUUUGUUUUUUGGAGUGCUCAUUACCACAGAAGUCUUCUUGCUCUCAGUGAUGGCUUAUGACCGUUAUGUGGCCAUUGUCAACCCUUUGCUUUACAAUUCAGCCAUAUCUAAGAGAAAGUGUGUAGUGCUAGUCAUUGGGUCAUGCAUAGGUGGAAUGAUUAACUCACUGACACACACAGUAAGUUUGGGGAGACUGUCCUUUUGUGGGCCUAAUAUUGUGGGUCAUUUCUUCUGUGAUGCUCCACCAUUGCUAAAAUUAUCUUGUUCUGAUACCUCCGUGAAUGAGUUGUUGCUUUUAAUCUUCUCUGGAGUCAUUGCCAUGGCCACGUUCUUGAUUGUAACUAUUUCCUACAUAUUCAUUGCUGUUGCAAUUUUGAGAAUCCGCUCUGCUUCAGGCAGACAGAAGGCCUUCUCCACCUGUGCCUCUCAUCUGACUCCAGUGACCAUAUUCUAUGGUACAUUAAGUUUUAAUUACAUUCAGCCAAGCUCCCAGUAAUCUGCAGAGCAAGAGAAAGUGGUUUCUGUGUUCUAUACACUAGUGAUUCCCAAGUUAAACCCUAUGAUUUACAGUCUCAGGAAUAAAGAGGUAAAAAAUGCUGCAAAAAUGGCCUUAGAAAUAAAACAUUUUUUUAUGUUAAUUUCAAGUCAUUAG